Molecule: messenger RNA, 449 nt
Organism: Hyalella azteca
Lineage: Eukaryota; Metazoa; Arthropoda; Malacostraca; Amphipoda; Hyalellidae
Product: glutamate receptor ionotropic, kainate 2-like
Exons: 3
Coding region: 12-449 (145 amino acids)
Source: RefSeq, a predicted model, not a curated record
CCUCAUAAACGAUGACUCUGAUAUCGACUUUAAUAUCCUGCUGGCUUUUGCUGCACAUCAACGACGUGGCCGGCAAGUCUGAUAUUGUCAGAAUAGGCGCAAUCUUCGAUGAGCCCAGCCUGCGGGAGGAGCAAGUUUUCCGCGCUGCAAUCGAGGCAAUCAACGGCAAUCGAAAGCUGUUGGCACACAGCAGAUUGUCGGCAAUUAUCGAGACUGUCAAACCUGGCGACUCUAUGGCAGCUUAUAAAAAAGCGUGCGCGAUGCUGCAGACCGGCGUAGCGGCCAUAUUCGCAGGGUCUACAGAUGGCGGCAGCGUACAGACUGCCUGCGACCAUCUGGAGGUGCCGCUGCUUAUGGCGCGCUGGCAGAACAGACGGCCGCCCUUUGCAAUCAAUCUCCACCCGCCCCCGUCAACGCUGGCCGAAGUGAGUCAAUUCCAGAUACUGUGA